ACGAGCGUAGAGGACCCAACCCUCUUUACGUCCGCAUUUCUCCUCCCUCCUGCGAAUUCUUCCGUCGCCGUCAUCGUCGUUAUCAUCAACAUCAACGUCGUCACCGUCGCUCGAGUUACCGGCGAGUUUCCUCUCCUUCGCGAAACGCAGGCUUCGACCGAGGCUUGCUCGCGUUUAAGGAUAUUCCCUCUCGACGCCGCGCGUCGAUAAUUCUCUCUUUCGUGCGCGCCCUGCCGAAUUUUACCUCCCGAGCCCCUCUCCCAUUCUCCCUUCCUCCCUCCCUCCCUUCCUCCCUUCCUCCCUCUCUUUCUCUCGCCCUCCGAUCUGUUCCGAUCCUGUCGCGCGACGGAAACGAUCAACGACGACCGCCGGUAGUCCGGUCCUCCCCACCCAGGAUCAUCUCCUUGAUGAUACGCACUAGGUGUCAGCUACUCGAAGCUGCGACGAGUAACGUGACUAACGCGACAACAAUGACGGUAAUAGAAUGUUAAAUUUGGGAAUGGACUGACAGAGGAUUCAAUAAAAUUAGACGGUUUGGGCAAGGAAUACAAAGAUAAGAGGGCAAGGUGUCUGGAGUAGGCCUCGGGCAUCAAAUUAUCAACAACUCGACUAUGCCAGCUGUUGCAAGGCCUGGUAAUUUAAAGGACCCAGAGAUUGCCGAAUUAUUCGAGAAAAAUGAUCCGGAAAAAAUAUUUGAGGAUCUACGCGAGAUCGGGCAUGGUAGUUUCGGAGCUGUUUACUAUGCACGAUGCCUGGUUACCAAAGAAAUUGUUGCCAUCAAAAAAAUGUCUUACCUGGGGAAGCAGACGGUGGAAAAAUGGCAGGACAUUUUAAAGGAGAUUCGAUUUCUUAGGCAACUUAACCAUCCUAACACUAUAGAAUAUAAGGGUUGCUAUCUCAGGGACCACACUGCCUGGUUGGUGAUGGAAUAUUGUCUUGGUUCAGCAUCAGACAUUAUUGAGGUACACAAAAGACCAUUAAAAGAAGAAGAGAUAGCUGCAAUAUGCGAAGGUGUAUUACGCGGUUUGCAUUAUCUUCAUUCUCUUGGAAGAAUCCAUCGUGAUGUGAAAGCAGGCAAUGUUCUGCUUACUGAGAAUGGUACAGUGAAAUUAGCUGAUUUCGGUUCCGCGAGUAUAAAAUGUCCAGCCAACAGUUUCGUAGGAACUCCAUACUGGAUGGCGCCAGAAGUUAUAUUGGCGAUGGACGAGGGGCAAUAUGAUGGCAAGGUUGAUGUAUGGUCGUUAGGAAUAACGUGCAUCGAAUUAGCGGAAAGAAAGCCACCUUAUUUUAAUAUGAAUGCUAUGAGCGCCUUGUAUCAUAUUGCACAAAACGAUACUCCAACAUUAAAUUCACCAGAUUGGACUGAUAUCUUUCGACAUUUUGUUGAGGUGUGUCUCACAAAAAGUCCAAUCGAAAGACCAACAUCCGGGAAACUGUUAUCACAUCAAUUUGUCACCAGACCACGUUCUCCUCAAGUUUUGAUAGAUUUGAUACAGAGAACGAAAGCUGCUGUCCGGGAAUUAGAUAAUUUGAAUUAUCGUAAAAUGAAGAAAAUCUUGAUGAUUGACGCAUGCGAGACAGAGAGCACUGUUGGUGACGCUGACGAUACUCCCGAUGAACAAACAGGUGGUGAUAGUAGCAAAAGCAAUUCAAUUACCUCAGAACACUCUAUACAUUCAAUGGGCGUCUCAGCGAGCUCUCAAAGUUCCUCCACCAAUAGCCUGCCGCUGCCGAAUGCCGAUGGUAAUGACUAUUCUUCAGGAUCUGUUAGAAAUCGGCAUAAAGUCUCAGCAGGUGGUGUCACUGCCAAUCUUCUUGAACACGGUGCCAAUAAUUUUGCAACAAUUAGGACAACUUCAAUUGUUACGAAACAACAGAAGGAACAUAUGCAAGAAGAGAUGCAUGAACAAAUGAGUGGAUAUAAACGAAUGAGGAGAGAACACCAAGGUGCUUUGGUGAAAUUAGAGGAACGCUGCAAGAUGGAAAUGGAGUCACAUAAACAACUGUUAGACAAAGAGUAUGAAACUCUAUUGCAACAGUUUAGUAAAGAUCUCGAGAAAUUGCAGCUCAGACAUCUGCAAGAGUUGGAACGCAAAUUAAAACAAAAUCAAAAUGCUGAGAAGAAACUUCAUAAAGAGAUAACAAGUAGGCAGGAGGCUGAUCGUAAAGCUCUGGAAGCUCAACAAAAAAGAGAGUACAAAGCUUAUAAGGAGAGAUGGAAAAAAGAACUUUCUCAGGAUGAGGUAACUCCAAAGAGGCAACGAGAUGCUACACUUCAAAGUCAAAAAGAUAAUUUAAGGCAGAUGGAAGCUCAAGAGGAACAGCGGCUUGCGAGAGGACAACGAGAAUAUUUGGAUCUUGAAAUAAGAAAAUUCCGUAGAAAAAAGUUACUCAUCUUUCAUAGUUUGGAGCAAGAGCUUCUUCGUGAGGAAUUAAAUAAACGACAACAGCAAUUAGAACAAGCACAUGCUAUGCUUCUGCGACACCAUGAAAAGACACAAGAAUUAGAAUAUAGACAACAAAGAGCAGUACAUGCACUUCGUGAGGAUCAAGUGCAUCGACAACAUACAACAGAGCUUUGUAAUCAGCAGGAUUACAUGCAAAGGGCUGAACGUGAUCUACGUAAAAAGCAUGCAUUGGAACUUAAGCAACAACCGAAGAGUCUCAAGCAAAAGGAAAUGCAAAUCCGUAAACAGUUUAGAGAAACUUGUAAAAUACAAACACGACAAUAUAAAGCAUUGAAAGCUCAAAUCUUGCAAACAACUGCUAAGGAUGAGCAGAAGGCAGUUAUUAAAAAGCUAAAAGAAGAACAAAGGCGUAAAUUGGCACUUCUAGGUGAUCAAUAUGAGCAGAGUAUCGCUGAAAUGCUCCAAAAGCAAAGUAUACGGCUAGAUGAAUCACAAGAAGUAGAAUGCCAUAAUCUUAAGGAAAGGUUAAAUUAUGAAUUAGAAAUUCUAAUGGCAUACCAAUCAAAAAAUAAGAUGCAAGCCGAGGCGCAAAGAAACAGGGAACGUCGUGAGUUGGAAGAUCGUGUAUCCGUUAGACGAGCUUUGCUUGAACAAAAAAUGGAAUUAGAAACUCAGGAAUUCCUUCGUGAACGUAGUGAACGUAUACGCCUGCUACAUGAAAGGCAAGAACGGGAAUUGCAGCAAUUUGAUGAGGAAAGUGCAAGAAUAGGAUUCAGUGCUCUGGCGAUAGCUGAGGCAUCGAAAGAAUCUUAUCCGGACGAUGAAAGCCUUAGUGGCUCUAUGUUGAGUCUGGCUCAUAGUAAUAGUUCCACGUCCUUCCCCCCUAAUAGUCUUUAAUUUUAACAUUAAUGUGUAUAUAUAUAUGUGU
Molecule: messenger RNA, 3336 nt
Organism: Pogonomyrmex barbatus (red harvester ant)
Lineage: Eukaryota; Metazoa; Arthropoda; Insecta; Hymenoptera; Formicidae
Gene: Tao
Product: Serine/threonine-protein kinase Tao
Biological process (GO): protein phosphorylation
Cellular component (GO): cytoplasm
Molecular function (GO): ATP binding; protein serine/threonine kinase activity
Source: RefSeq, a predicted model, not a curated record